Molecule: messenger RNA, 1128 nt
Organism: Closterium sp. Yama58-4
Lineage: Eukaryota; Viridiplantae; Streptophyta; Zygnematophyceae; Desmidiales; Closteriaceae
Source: the annotation of a GenBank genome assembly
AUGCCCGGCGCGACGCUGACGGACACGCGUCCAUCGAUGGACGGCUUGCUCCACGGCGUCGCCAACGGCGGUGCUGGCGACCGCCCCGUGGCGACGUUUGCGACCUUCGAGGUUUCGCAAAAGUCUCUCGCGGUGCAGACGACCGCCGCGAUACAGCGAGUGAGAUCACCGGCGACGGCGCUUCACCAGAGAAGGAGUGACUGCUUCGUGUGCGUUGUGUGUUCUACGUGUCCCAAUUCCCCUACCCUCGCCCUGCAUGCACCUGACAGAGAAGCGGAAGAGGAGGACGAGGAAGAAGAUGAGAUGGAUGACGAGGACGAUGACGUGGACGAAGCGGAAGAGGAGGACGAGGAAGAUGAGAUGGAUGACGAGGACGAUGACGUGGACGGUGAGGAUGAUGACGUGGACGGAGAGGAGGAGGAGGAAAAAUCUGGGUGUGGGGAUGAGAAGCCCAAGGCAGGCAGUGCUGCUGCUGCUGCUGUGUCGAGUGGUCUGAUCGCUGAAAUGCUGCACCGCUUCGCACAGGAGGAGGAGGAGGAAGGCGAUGAGGAGGAGGAUGAUGAGCUUAUCGUGCUUGAAUGCUCCCCUCCUGCUGCUGCUGCAGAAGGAGGGCCAGCAGGAGGGGCAGCAGGAGGGGCAGCAGGAGGGGCAGCAGGAGGGGCAGCAGGAGGGGCAGCAGGAGGGGCAGCAGGAGGGGCAGCAGGAGGGGCAGCAGGAGGGGCAGUAGGAGGGACAGGAUAUGAGGAGACAAGGGAGGAGAGGAUGAACGGGGAGAAAAGGGAGGAGAUAGAUAAGGGGGAGAAGGGGGAGAAGGGGAAGUGGGGCAGUGCAGUGAAGGAGUCAGGGGACAAGCAGGGCACGAGGGGAGAGGGCGGAGGCACGGGCAGGCCUGGGAGCAGCGAGCGAGAGAGGGUGUGUGGGAAAGCGCAGGUGGGAGGUUCAGGGACAGAAGUGGACACUAGUGGUGGUGGUGGUGCUUUGAGGGAGGCAGCUGUGGGGGUGUCAGCUGGGAGAGGGGCGGCGGAGGGAGAGAGUGAAGGGGGCGGCAGGGCGAGGGGAGAAAAGAGAGGAGGGGGCAGGCAAAGCAGGGGCGGUGAUGUCAGGGCAGAAAACAGAUGGGGGCGGUGA